This is a messenger RNA of Acanthosepion pharaonis, 540 nucleotides long. NCBI's taxonomy places the organism in Eukaryota, Metazoa, Mollusca, Cephalopoda, Sepiida, Sepiidae. The record is from the annotation of a GenBank genome assembly.
AUGUUGGAUGUAAGGAGUUUGUCUUUAAAAAAAAAAAGAAAAUGCAAGAUUUUUUUUAUUGUAUUUCACCUGCUUAUUAUUCUCUCUUUUUUCUUUCCUUCUUUUUUCUUUCCUUCUUUUUUCUUUCUUUCCUUCUUUUUUCUUUCUUUCCUUCUUUUUUCUUUCUUUCCUUCUUUUUCUUUCUUUUCCUUCUUUUUUCUUUCUUUCCUUCUUUUUCUUUCUUUUUUUUUUUUUUUCUUUCCUUUUUUCUUUUUUUUUUCGUUUUUUUUCUUUUUUCUUUUCUUUUCUUUUCUUUUUUCAUUCUUUUCUUUUUUUUUCUUUUUCUUUUUUCUUUUUUCUUUCUUUUUUCUUUCUUUUCUUUUAUAUUUUCUUUUCUCUUUUUACUUUUUCUAUUUUCUUUCUUUUUCUAUUUUACUUUCACUUUUUCUUCUUUCUUUCUUUCCUUUUUUCUUUCUUUCUUGUUUUUCCUUCUUUUCCACUCACUUUUUUUACCUUCUUUUUCUUCUCUCCUUUUUCUGCACUUUCUCUUUCAACUUUUAG